Exophiala xenobiotica is the source of this 1441-nucleotide messenger RNA. RefSeq lists its product as uncharacterized. The transcript has a single exon. Lineage: Eukaryota; Fungi; Ascomycota; Eurotiomycetes; Chaetothyriales; Herpotrichiellaceae. The record is from RefSeq and is a predicted model, not a curated record. Bases 87 to 890 code for a protein of 267 amino acids. Gene Ontology annotation, cellular component: mitochondrion.
UGAGCUUUGUGUUCGGCGAACCGGCUUGAUACUUGGUCAUCUCGCUCGCAACAACCUGCCGCAUGCUGUGACAUUGUCUUCCCACGAUGGCUUUCGGCAGCGCUGUCACAAGAACCACCAUAAAGCGCCCGUGGCUUUGCGCUUCCUGCCUGCGGCAGCUUUCGAGACAGGACCGUCAAGCCUCUUCUACGCCUCAGGUCCGGCAGACGUGGCAGCGUCCACAAUGGCUAAACACGCAUACCGCAUCCCAAUCGUGCAGGGCCUUCCAUACGCGUGGAUCGGCCCGCCGCGAGCAGGUCGACCAUAAACGACAAGCGGUUCCUUUGGGCGACUUCUACACGGACCUCCUUUCGUCACCGAUGCGCGAGACUCCCCACACAGAUAGCUCAUUACCUACAUUCGUCCCAGCCAAAAAUGAGACUGUUCAAGAAAGAGCUAGAAAACUGUUUGGCACGAUUGAGGGCUCUGGGUACCACCGCAGCACGUCAGACACGCCCGACGCGACGUGGCGGACGAUAAACGGCGUACCUGUGCCUCCAAGGCCCGCCGAGCCAGACAAUUGCUGCAUGAGCGGCUGUGUACAUUGCGUGUGGGACGACUAUCGUGACGACGUGGAGGCGUGGGCUGCAAGGGUCCAUGAGGCCCAGUCAAAGUCACCGAAUCGGCACACCGACGGCUCGAAGAUACGCCUCGCUCGUCCAGAGGUACAUGAGGCUUCAGGUAGUAUGGACGACGACGGUGGUGGGAGUGAAACGCUAUGGACAACACCUUCCGCUGUGGAUGAUGAGGACGUCUUAUUUGCUGGAAUUCCUGUGGGAAUCAGAGAAUUCAUGGCUACCGAGAAACGAAUCAGGGAGCGUAGACGAGCCAAGAAGGAGAAAGGUCAAUGAUGGGCAAUCUUAUAAAUCUGCACCCCUGCUAUUUGCAUUCCGGGGCUGGUUCCAGCACCUAGGGCCCCCUUACGAAGUGUGAGCGACAUUAGCGAGUUGGAUCUCAUCUGCGCAUUGAUAUAUGAAGCUUCAUGACAUACUAUCAAUACAGCACACUAUAUUCAAAACAGCCGCACUUGGUCGGCCUGACAUGUCUCUGUAUUCCACAUGGGAUAGGACUAAGCUUAGGUGGAGUGCCUCUCUUCAUAACGAUCAUCAACUGGCAUCCUCCCGAAGCGCGUGGGAAAUCUCAGCUGCCGAUCAGCCCGAUUGAGCUACAACUUCGACAGGAAACUCUCACGACCGAACACUUGCCUGUACCAGACAGUGAGGGCACCAUCCCGCAACCUACUGCGAAAGUAGGGAAGUGUGCUUGCUCGAAGUAUCGAAUAUUCUUUGAUGCUGACAAGUCCCAACCCGCCUGCAAAAGGGUGGGAUGGAUGCUGAAUGACAGGUAGGACGAGGCCGGCUUCAUUUCCUUUCAUGGACGAUCCAUUGACACCUACCGAGAG